Messenger RNA from Oldenlandia corymbosa var. corymbosa, 697 nucleotides. Lineage: Eukaryota; Viridiplantae; Streptophyta; Magnoliopsida; Gentianales; Rubiaceae. The record is from the annotation of a GenBank genome assembly.
CAAAUAAAUAACCAAGCAUGCAGAUCUUCGUCAAAACCCUAACCGGAAAGACGAUCACCCUCGAGGUGGAGUCUUCCGACACCAUCGACAACGUCAAGGCAAAGAUCCAGGAAAAGGAAGGCAUUCCACCGGACCAGCAACGAGUGAUCUUCGCCGGAAAACAGCUGGAGGACGGCCGGACACUGGCGGACUACAACAUCCAGAAGGAGUCCACCCUCCACCUGGUCCUCCGCCUCCGCGGCGGCUCUAAGAAGCGUAAGAAGAAGACUUACACGACCCCGAAGAAGACCAAACACGAGAAGAAGAAGGUUGAGCUCGCCGUUCUCCAGCACUACAAGGUUGACGACUCCGGCGCCGUCCACCGCCUGAGGAAGGAGUGCCCGAACGACGGCUGCGGGCCCGGAGUUUUCAUGGCUAAUCACCCUGACCGGCGCAGCUGCGGCAAGUGUGGCCUUACUUAUGCUAUACCCGGAACCCGGGUGGUUUGAUUGGUUUAAUCGGUCAAUUAACCGGGCGGGGUUUUUCUUUGUUUGUUAUUAUUCUAGUCGUAGUUCAGUAAUGUUGGAUUGAUUAAGAUAUUUCCGGGUUUUUUUUUAAAAAAAAAUUGGGAUGGAAUAUUUUGCAAUUUUGUGUUUUGGUUGAUAUUCAAUUUUUUUAUUUUUUUAUUUUUUAUGUUUAUGAAUAAAAUUUCCCAGAA